Messenger RNA from Helianthus annuus (common sunflower), 1038 nucleotides. Its product is annotated as protein FAR1-RELATED SEQUENCE 5-like. NCBI's taxonomy places the organism in Eukaryota, Viridiplantae, Streptophyta, Magnoliopsida, Asterales, Asteraceae. The transcript has 6 exons. The record is from RefSeq and is a predicted model, not a curated record. Bases 1 to 1038 code for a protein of 345 amino acids. Gene Ontology annotation, biological process: regulation of DNA-templated transcription.
AUGGUAGUUAGGCGUCUUAUUAGGAAGAAAGAAUGUUGUCCUGGUUUCACAUGUGAUUAUGUUAUUGGUGAAGAUAGAAGAUUGAAAGGACUUUUCUGGGCUGAUGAGCAAUCAAAAACAAAUUAUACAGUGUUUGGUGACAUAGUUGGUUUUGAUGCUACUUAUAAAUCAAACAAAUAUGAUUUGGUUUUUGUACCAUUUACUGGGAUUGAUAAUCAUUUUCGGAAUGUCACAUUUGGUGGUGCAUUACUUGUUGUUACCGAUCAAGAUGCUGCAAUGAAGAGAGCUAUUAAGGAUGUACUUUCAAGAAGUAGGCAUAGGUUAUGUAUGUGGCAUAUAUGGGAGAAAUUGAAGACAAAGGUUGGUCCUGUUUUGUUAGCAAACAUUGAUUUUAAUACAAGAAUGACUCAUAUUGUUUGGAAUGAUACUAUUAUUCCAGAAGAUUUUGAAACUGAGUGGCAUUCAAUAAUGUCUACUUUUGGAUUGGGAAAUCAUGAGUGGUUAAAAGAUAUGUACGAUCUUCGAUUUGAUUGGAUUCCCGCUUAUUACCAUGGAGAGAAUUUGGCUGGUCUUAUGCGUACUACGUCUAGAUGUGAAAGCGAGAAUUACUUCUUUGGUCAGAUUUGCAAUCCAAGAUGUACACUUGUUGAAUUUUUCACUCAUUUUGAGACUGCAAUGAAUAUUCAAAGGCAUGAGCAUAGGAGGAAUGAUCAUGAUACAAGAAGGGAUUUGAAUCUUUACAUAGGAGAGUAUGAUGCAGAAAUGGUAGUUAGGCGUCUUAUUAGGAAGAAAGAAUGUUGUCCUGGUUUCACAUGUGAUUAUGUUAUUGGUGAAGAUAGAAGAUUGAAAGGACUUUUCUGGGCUGAUGAGCAAUCAAAAACAAAUUAUACAGUGUUUGGUGACAUAGUUGGUUUUGAUGCUACUUAUAAAUCAAACAAAUAUGAUUUGGUUUUUGUACCAUUUACUGGGAUUGAUAAUCAUUUUCGGAAUGUCACAUUUGGUGGUGCAUUACUUGGUUCUGAGACUGCAGAUUCUUAA